Messenger RNA from Pelecanus crispus (Dalmatian pelican), 789 nucleotides. The record is from RefSeq and is a predicted model, not a curated record. Lineage: Eukaryota; Metazoa; Chordata; Aves; Pelecaniformes; Pelecanidae.
AUGGCAGAUCCCCCUGGCUGCUGCCGCCCCUGUGCCACCUGCCUGCUCUGCCUCUACAGCUGCCAGUGGAUCACUGCCAAGAAGGAGAAGAGCAGGGGCCUGAGAACCACCAAGUGUGACUGCAGCUGGUUCCUUUUCCUCUUCUGUGUCUUCCUCUUCACACUGGUGUGGCUCUACUUCGCCAUCAUCAUCCUCAAUGAUUUCCACAACUUCAAUGAGUUCAUCUUCAAGCAGAGGAAGUUGUGGCUAGACUGGUCCCUGGUCCUGCUCAUAGCUACAGCCGUGCUGAUCACCUACUCUGCUGUGCUGCUGGUCCUUGCUUUGUGCUUGCAGCUUUGCGGCCAGCCCUUGAAGCUACACUGGCUGCACAAGACCCUGCUGAUCUUAACUGCCUUGGUGGUGGCUGCAGCCUUCACAGGGCUGGGAAUAAAGUGGGCGGAGGAGUGGAGAAGUGCACGUAUCUCCCUGCAGGCAACAGGUCCCUUCCUGCACAUUGGAGUUGUGGGGGGAAUGACGCUCCUUGCCUGGCCCCUGGCCAGCUUCAUCUACCGCACACGCAACACAGGUCUCAAGGUGUUUCUGCUGCUUGUGUACUGCAUGGUGAUGAUCGUGCUGUAUCUGGCUCCCAUGGGAAUCACGUCCCCUUGCAUCAUGGAGGAGAACCAGCUGCCCCCCAAGCCAGCCCUGGUUGGCCAUCGAGGAGCCCCCAUGCUGGCCCCUGAAAACACCCUCAUGUCACUGUACAAGGCAGUGGACUGUGAUGUGCAAGUCUUUGAGACGGAUGUCAUG